Molecule: messenger RNA, 1728 nt
Organism: Chrysochloris asiatica (Cape golden mole)
Lineage: Eukaryota; Metazoa; Chordata; Mammalia; Afrosoricida; Chrysochloridae
Gene: THBD
Product: thrombomodulin
Exons: 1
Coding region: 1-1728 (575 amino acids)
Cellular component (GO): membrane
Molecular function (GO): calcium ion binding; transmembrane signaling receptor activity
Source: RefSeq, a predicted model, not a curated record
AUGCUACGGGUCCUACUCCUCGGUGUGCUGGCUCCAGCCAGCUUGGGAUUUCCUGCGUCGCCUGGGCCACAACUCCUCGGCAGCCAGUGCGUUGAACACGACUGCUUCGCACUCUUUCGCGGCCCCGCGACAUUCUUCGCUGCCAGCCAGGCCUGUGAGCACCUGCAGGGCCACCUGAUGACCGUGCGUUCCUCGGUGGCGGCCGAUGUUAUCUCCCUGCUGCUGAGCAGCGACCAAGGAGUCGGCCCGCGCCUCUGGAUUGGCCUGAAGUUGCCGGUUGGCUGCCAUGACCCUCGGACCCUCGGGCCCUUGCGCGGCUUCCAGUGGGUUACUAGGGACAACCGUACCAGUUACAGCAGGUGGGCGCAGCCCGACAACGGGACAGCCCUAUGCGGUCCACUUUGCACCGCAGUCACAACAGCUGAGGCCUCUGCUCCGGGAGAGCCGACCUGGGUGGAGCAGCAGUGCAACGCGGAGGCCGAGGGCUUCCUUUGUGAGUUCCAUUUCGCAGCCUCUUGCAGGCCCCUGGUUUUGGAUCCCGUUGUCGCUGCGCUUACCAACGUCUCCGACACCUACAAUACCCCGUUCGGGGCGGGAGGAACGGACUUCCAGGCGCUGCCAGUGGGAAGCUCCGCCUCGGUGGCGGCCCUCGGCGUGGAGCUGGUGUGCGCUGCGCCUCCGCCAGGAACUGCUGAGGCGCGUUGGGGCCGGGAGGCGCCGGGCGCCUGGGACUGCCGCGUGGAAAACGGUGGUUGCGAGCACUUUUGCCAUGGGGGCUCUGGUCUGCCCCAGUGCCUCUGCCCCACCGACGCUGCCCUGCAAGCUGACGGACGCUCCUGUGCGGUCCAAGGGGCUAAUUCCUGCGAUGAUCUCUGUGAUCACUUCUGUGUACAAAAUUCCGAAGUGCCCGGCGCCUACACAUGCAUGUGCGAGACUGGGUACCAGCUGGCGGCCGACCAGCAUCGGUGUGAGGACGUGGACGACUGCCUGCUGGUGCCCAGCCCUUGCCCGCAGCUCUGUGUUAACACGAAGGGCGGUUUCGAAUGUCAAUGUUACUCCAACUACGAGCUGGUGGACGGCGAGUGCGUGGAGCUGCUGGAUCCGUGCGUUGGUGUGAAAUGCGAAUACCAGUGCCAGCCAGUAGGCGAUAAUGACUACCGCUGUAUCUGCGCCGAGGGCUUCGUGCAAAAUCCGCUGGACCCUAACAGGUGCCAGAUGUUCUGCAACCAGACCUCCUGUCCCGCUGACUGUGAUCCCAACGGCCUGGAGAGCUGUCAGUGCCCGGACGGCUACAUACUGGACGAGGGUUUCAUGUGCACAGACAUCGACGAGUGCAGUAAUGACGAAUGCGCCGGUGAGUGCCGCAACCUCCCAGGCAGCUUUGAGUGCAUCUGCGGGCCUGACUCGCCUCUAGCCGGUCAGGUUAGCACCGACUGUGACCCCAUCAAAGUGAACUACGAUGGUGACGGCGGCUCUGGGGAGGGUCCUACCAGCCCGACGCCCAGCACAACUUCAGGCCCCGCGUCCUCGGGUCCCAAGCAUUCAGGCGUUCUCAUUGGCAUCUCUAUUGCUAGCAUGUCCCUGGUAGUGGCACUUUUGGCGCUCCUCUGCCACCUGCGCAAAAAGCAGGGCUCCAUGCGGGCAGAACUUGAGUACAAGUGUGCGAACCCCAGCAAGGAGCUGGUGUUGCAGCGCGUGCGCACGGAACUGAUGCCUCAGAAACUCUGA